AUGGUCGAACCCUGGCUCCAGCUGCAAGCCCAGCACACCGCCCACGCCCAGACCGCCGCCGCCAUCGAGUCGACGCGCAACGCCUGGUCCCAGCACCACGAGAACCAUGAUGCGCGCGUCCGCUACACGGCCACCUACGACGACCUUGUCGAGUCGCUGCGCAAACGCUACGCCGAGCCUGCGCCCGACUCAUGGCUCGCCGCCUCGACCCCGUCCCAGGACCAGAACCAGAACCAGGACCAGAACCAGGACCAGGACCCAGACUCGUUCCCCGCGGCGCUCGACGCCCUCUUCGCCCGUCUCAAGGCCCGCGAUGCCGAGGCCGCCGACAUUGAGGCCAUGAUCGCCCGCGAAAAGGCCCGCUGGUACCGCCGCACCCUGCGCGACGCCGCCGCCGGCACCCAAGCCGAACGCCUCAUGGGCCGCCAGGCGUAUCUGUCCGCGCUCGAGGGCCACGCAGACGAGGGCCACGCCGCCAACGGCACCACCACGGAGGCCGGCGCUGCACCCACGAACAGCAGCAGCACCACCAGCACCACCACCACCAAAGCUGCCACCACCUACGACUGGGCCGCCGGCGCCCACGCCAUCCACCGCGCCCUCACCUCGCAGGCCGCCACCGCCCCCUCCGUCGACGACGUCCUCGCCAAGCUCGCCACCGCCGGCCCCGACGCCGCCCCGCGCGCCGAGGCCUACAUCGACCUCUUCCUUCGCGACCCAGCAACAGGCGCCCUGCCCGCCUCGUGCGCCGCCGCCGCCGCCAGCCUGCGCGCCGGCACGCCCCUCGACGUCGUCUUCGCGCGCCUCGCCGCCGACGCCGCCGCCAGUACCCGCACCGGAAUCGCAGUUCCGUGUCCAAGGUUGACCAAACAUGAGUAUGUUCUCCGAGCUGCGCCGUGA
Messenger RNA from Verticillium dahliae VdLs.17, 900 nucleotides. RefSeq lists its product as uncharacterized. The transcript has a single exon. The coding region runs from base 1 to 900 and encodes 299 amino acids. Lineage: Eukaryota; Fungi; Ascomycota; Sordariomycetes; Glomerellales; Plectosphaerellaceae. The record is from RefSeq and is a predicted model, not a curated record.